UGGAGGGGCGGGGCUACGAGGAAAGCCCCCCGGGAGCGAUUGGCGCCAAGUUGCCUUAGCGGAGCUCCCGGCGCCCCCUCGGACGCGGCCCGUUCCCGUGCUCUGCUCGGGGCUUUCGGUUCUCGCGCCGUCGUUUUGCUGCAGGGCUUCGCGGAGUACGCCAUGCCUCCCAGGAAACGCCCCGAAGCCCAGCCGUCCCCCGGCGAGGCGGUGCGCCCGCAGAGCCGUGGCCGCCGGAGUCCUCCGGAGCUGGAGCCCGAGGCCAAGAAGCUGUGUGCGCGGGGUGCCGUUUCUAGCAGGAAAUGUGAAUCGUGCAGCGUUUUGGCAGAGCUGUGUAGCCUGCAGAUCCCUCCACGGACUAGCGGCAGCAUCAUCAGGGAUCUUUACCAGCAUAAGUUGGGCAAAGCCACCUGGGCAUCACUGCAGCAGGGUCUCCAGAAGUCCUUUGUGCACUCUCUGGCUUCUUACCGGGUAUUCCAAAAAGCUGCUCCCUUUGACAGGAGGACUACAUCCUUGGAAUGGCACCCGACUCAUCCCACUACCGUGGCUGUGGGCUCCAAAGGGGGAGAUAUCAUGAUCUGGAACUUUGGCAUAAAGGACAAACCUAUCUUCCUUAAAGGGAUUGGAGCUGGAGGAAGCAUCACUGGGCUGAAGUUUAACCAUCACAAUACCAACCAGUUUUUUACCUCCUCAAUGGAGGGAACAACCAAACUUCAGGAUAUUAAAGGCAAAGUUCUCCGAGUUUAUACCAGCGCAAUGUCUUGCAAGGUCUGGUAUUGCAGCCUUGAUGUUUCUGCCAAGAGCAAAGUGUUGGUUACAGGAGACAAUCUGGGACAUGUGGUCGUGAUGAACACAAAUGGCAAGGAGCUCUGGAACCUCAGAAUGCACAAAAAGAAAGUAGCCCACGUGGCCCUGAAUCCCUGCUGUGAUUGGCUUCUGGCCACUGCCUCCAUAGAUCAAACAGUGAAAAUUUGGGACCUGCGCCAAAUUAAAGGGAAAGACAGCUUCCUCUACUCACUGCCUCACAGGCAUCCUGUCAAUGCAGCCUAUUUUAGCCCAGAUGGAGCUCGGCUCCUGACCACUGACCAGAACAAUGAGAUUCGGGUUUACUCUGCCUCCCAGUGGGAUCUCCCCCUGAGCCUGAUCUCCCACCCUCACCGUCAUUUUCAGCACCUCACACCCAUCAAGGCGACCUGGCAUCCACGGCACAACCUCAUUGUUGUGGGCCGAUACCCAGAUCCUCAUCUCAAAAGUUGUGUUCCCUAUGAACUAAGGACAGUAGAUAUGUUUGACGGAAGCUCGGGGAAGAUGAUGUGUCAGCUCUAUGAUCCAGGAUAUUCCGGUAUCACUUCGCUCAAUGAGUUCAAUCCUAUGGGGGACACACUGGCCUCUUCUAUGGGUUAUCAUGUUCUCAUUUGGAGCCAAGAGGAAGCUGAAUCACACCAAGAUCAUGAAAGAGAAUGAAGGUGUGGGACAGCACCACCUGUACCCCAUGAAUAGGAACAAGUUCUGUGGGAAGAGGCAACUACUUGUAAAUAGACCAGAAGUGCCCACCCUUAGGGUUGUAGUUGGCAUGGGCUACUGUGGGGUUAGGGCACUGGCACGUUACUGCUCUAGAUUCUGCUCCAGAGAUGGAAGAGUAAACCAGCUGCCCUCAGAGUCCCUGCUAUGUCUAGUCUGGAACCCAGUUUAUGCUAGAGCCAAGGUACUUUUCUUUUUUUCUGAUGUAUGGUAGAAUAACCAGGGAAUUUUUUAAAAUUUGUAUUCAGUCUUGAUAUGGCCAAUAAAAGCAUAUUCUUUGA
This is a messenger RNA of Psammomys obesus (fat sand rat), 1802 nucleotides long. RefSeq names its product damage specific DNA binding protein 2 (gene Ddb2). The transcript is spliced from 10 exons. Gene Ontology annotation, biological process: response to UV; DNA repair. Gene Ontology annotation, cellular component: nucleus; Cul4-RING E3 ubiquitin ligase complex. Gene Ontology annotation, molecular function: damaged DNA binding; protein binding. The coding region runs from base 163 to 1464 and encodes 433 amino acids. NCBI's taxonomy places the organism in Eukaryota, Metazoa, Chordata, Mammalia, Rodentia, Muridae. The record is from RefSeq and is a predicted model, not a curated record.